Messenger RNA from Monopterus albus (swamp eel), 2377 nucleotides. RefSeq names its product 5'-nucleotidase domain containing 1 (gene nt5dc1). Gene Ontology annotation, molecular function: 5'-nucleotidase activity. The coding region runs from base 341 to 1792 and encodes 483 amino acids. The record is from RefSeq and is a predicted model, not a curated record. The transcript is spliced from 13 exons. NCBI's taxonomy places the organism in Eukaryota, Metazoa, Chordata, Actinopteri, Synbranchiformes, Synbranchidae.
GCUCCCGAACCAUUCACCAUAAUACAUCCAUGUCUCACACUCGCCUCUCUGCGACCGUCUUCUGGUACACAGGAGGUUCUGUUCUGCCUCCAUGUGGGCAACUUAUUAAUGUUAACAGUUCUGUGAUAAUGUAAUUUGUUAGAGAACAGUUUCGGAGAAUUUUUUUCGCGUUACGAUAAGCGAGGACUGUGUAGAGAGACAGAGCCCAGAGCCAUCCCCGGCGUCCAUCAGCGACAUUGGCAUAUCAGUAGUGUUGUGUUGCCGUGCACAAGUUUAUGUGUGUACAGUAAGGUUGGGCUCCGGAGCGCUUUCCCCGCAGUCCCCCCCAUUUUCAGCUACAAUGAGCGAAUACUUCAGCCUGUCAGACUGUGAUGUUAUCGGCUUCGACCUGGACCACACGCUUUGUCGCUACCAUCUGAAGGAGACCUCCAGGCUCAUCUAUGAGAGCUUUGCCAGGUAUCUGGUGGAGCAUAAAGGCUAUGACAAGGACCUACUAAACCUAACCCCAGCUACCUGGGACUUCUGUUUUAAAGGACUAGUGGUGGAUCUGGAAGACGGGAACAUUGUAAAGCUGGCUGAAGAUGGGACUGUCUUACGAGCAACACAUGGAACCACUGACCUUAGCACAGAAGAGAUCAUCAAACAUUAUGGUCCUCAACGAGAGUGGAAGCACUUUAACAGUCUUAGUACCUCCUUCACAAGAUCUGAAAAAUACUAUUUUUAUGACAACUAUUUUGAUCUACCUGGGGCUCUUCUCUGUGGAAGAGUUGUCGACAUGAUGCAUAAGCGAGGAAAUGAGGUGAAUUUCGACUUUUGGAAAGAUAUGGUUGCUGCCAUAGACCACAAUUACAACACAUCUGCAUUCAAAGAGGACGCGGGGACCUACUUCCCCAGUGUGAAGAGGAACCCAGGCCAGUACCUGCAGCCCUGCUCAGACUCUGUCAAGACCUGGCUGCACAGCAUGAAGAAUGCUGGGAAGGUCCUUCUCCUUAUCACCAGCUCACACAGCGACUACUGCAGGCUCAUCUGUGAACACAUUCUGGGGAAGGAUUUUGAGGAGCUAUUUGACGUCAUCAUCACUAAUGCCUUGAAGCCUGGUUUCUUCUCCUUGGUACCUCACCAGAGGCCCUUCAGGACCCUUGGACAACAAUCAUCCAGCCAAAGCAACCAAAGAGUUUUUAGGCUGAAGAGGAGGAGUCUGCUCGACUGGCUGAUGAACGACGUGGAGGAGAGCGAGGGGCUCCCGUCGCUUGACAAACCCGGUUGGUACUCCCAGGGCAACUGGCCGCACCUGCACAAGCUACUCAAGACCAUGACGGGGAAACCAGAGCCCAAGGUAGUGUAUUUUGGGGAUAGCUUGAGGUCAGACAUGUUCCCUGCCAGCAGCUUUGGAAAGUGGGAGACAGUGAUGAUAGUGGAGGAAAUGGAGGGAGAGGGUGUUCCGAAGAGCAGCGCAGCAAUGUCCAAUGAGGCCCAAGUGGAGCCGCUGGAGAAAAAGGGCAAGUCUGAAGAGCAGGGCAUGAAGUCACCCUCUGCUGUGUCCAACCAGUGGGGAUCUUACUUUGUCGACAUUCAUAGAAGUGGAGGAGAGGACGAGGAGAGCCAGAAACUGACCUGGUGCUGCCACUGCAUUCACAAAUACAGCACCAUGGCCAUUCCUAGUGUUGAGCACAUAGCAGAUCUCCCUCUGGAUUACAAAUUUCCCAGGUUUUCUCCUGACAAGCCCUGCACCACUGGCUACUUCCCAAGACCCCCGGAUUCCUUGCUGAAGAGGUGCGAGAGUCUGUCGUAAAAAAAACAGAAAAAGUGAAAAGUUUAAAAAAGUCCUCCCUUACCCCUCUGCCUUAGGAGAGGAAUGUGCCUCCAUUUUUGCCUAUAGUGUCCCACCUGACCCCAUUGCCAUCUGUGGAGCACAAGAAGCAUACACUCCUCACCUAUUCAGAGAAACCAUGUGAAUGUAAGCCACAGUAUCUCUGUAAUAACUCCUACAUUUGAACAUUGUUUCGUGGUUUAGUGUACCCUACAUAUGGAAAUAUGACAAAAUAAGUGUGUGUCUGUACAAUAAUAAUAAAAGAUGUUGUGUUUUUAUUAUUUGCGUGAAGCUCCUUAUAAUUUUCUAUGGUAGAUUGUUUAAAAAUCUAAAUUCUUUGCAGUUUUCUGAAAUAACCUGGACAUUUUACUGUUUCCCCUUAAGUUAUUACCUCAAGAAUGUUUUCUACUGUAAGCAAAACACAGAUGGUUACAGUGUGUUUGUCCCCAAAAAUCCUUUGGAAUUAUUGUGCCAGUAUUUCGGUAUAAAAAUGUUAUUGUGAAGUCUUCUUUUUGAGUUCAGUUUUACUGUAUGCAUUUUUGUAACCUUAAAAUGAGGUCUAAUGUU